This is a messenger RNA of Trichoplusia ni (cabbage looper), 1406 nucleotides long. RefSeq lists its product as uncharacterized. The coding region runs from base 25 to 348 and encodes 107 amino acids. The transcript has 3 exons. The record is from RefSeq and is a predicted model, not a curated record. NCBI's taxonomy places the organism in Eukaryota, Metazoa, Arthropoda, Insecta, Lepidoptera, Noctuidae.
UAAGAUCGCUAGUCGUAAAAUAAAAUGUCUUAUUUAAAGUUAUUUUUAAUUAAUAUAUUGUUUGUUGCUUGCCUUGCAGAAGAGCCCUCUGAUCCCACUGCUGGGAUCGAUAUCAAUCCAAAGGGGGAAGGGAAAGAUACAAAGCUGCCGCCACACGACGAGCCCAACAUGAUGGUUGACAUUGUCAUACCAUCUCUACUCAUAGCUGCGCUGUUCAUCGGGAACGCGUUCAUUGUUCUCAUCAUAUACAAAUAUCGAAAACGGAAAACCGAGGACAUCGAUGACGAGUUUAACACCAUUCCACUGAGCGUCAACGGCAACGUUCACAGCGCAGGCAACGCCGUUUAGACUAACUCUACCGAUAGGACGACUGCACGCUGCGACAGACAAACAACGACUAAACAAUUUAAUCACAAGAUUCCAUUUUCAAAAAUCAUCCAUUCAAAUUAAAACUUCAUUUUUAAAACAUUUAACGGUAGGAGUUAGGACAAUAGCGAUUCGAAUUUUGAAUUGAAUUUAAAACGGCGUUCUAAUGUAGAACAUGGAAUCGUAGUUUUUUAAACUGGAGUUUUGUAGUUCAUGUUAUGUAGCCGUGUAAUAAUGUAGUUAUAGUAUGUGCGAUGAACUAAAAACUUCACUUUACCUGUCGCGUUUAGUUCUUAUUAUUUAUUUUAAAUGCACUUAUAAAGUGAACAAAACAAUUAUGAUAAGCAACAGAGAUUACUGUUUAGGAACCCUUAAUAAGUCUAGAUAAAACCAAAGCUAACAACAUUUAAAACCGACAAUUACAUACUUUUGCAGUCGGUUAAAGAUACCUCUUUUCGUAUCUAAGUCAUGAGAUUACCUUUUAGCGGUAUUUAACCAUGCUUUUAAAUAAAAAAAGCUUAGGAACGCGUGCAGCGUCCUUAAAUGAUUUGAACUUUAAAAUCGCUACGACGUAUCGUCGAGACGACACGCAACGUGCGUUGUCUAUACCACCAGAGACCUACCAACACUUCUCAAAGUAAGACCAUUGUUAAAGAGAGACGACGUUCUACGCUGUAUAGAGUGCUGUCUCCCUUCCACAAUAACGAUCCUUACUCUAAGAAUUGAUAGUAGGUCUUCAGUAUAAAGUUACCUUAUUUAUUUAGACCUCAAUAGAAGCAUACAUGUUUAAUCUUUCUUAGAGACCUUUAGGCAUUAAGUAAGGACUGAUACUAAUAUUGUUAAUACUCAUAGUUUUUGUUUUCGCACCAUUUCACUGCCUCUGUUGUCAUGUAAGUCAAUUAAGUACCUGUUACGGCUUGGUUGUAGGCUAGUGCUCAUAGAUAACUUGUGAUUUAUCAUUUUCUUCUGUAAUUGUUGAUGUUUUUGUAUUCGGCGGAGUAUGUAUAAAUUCUGUAUUGAAUAAAAAGCACUUUAUCUUU